This is a messenger RNA of Raphanus sativus (radish), 2604 nucleotides long. Its product is annotated as leucine-rich repeat receptor-like serine/threonine-protein kinase At2g14510. The record is from RefSeq and is a predicted model, not a curated record. Gene Ontology annotation, biological process: protein phosphorylation. Gene Ontology annotation, molecular function: protein binding; protein kinase activity; ATP binding. Bases 1 to 2604 code for a protein of 867 amino acids. The transcript is spliced from 13 exons. NCBI's taxonomy places the organism in Eukaryota, Viridiplantae, Streptophyta, Magnoliopsida, Brassicales, Brassicaceae.
AUGAAGACUCUCAACAAAAUUCUGUUACUCGCUUGUGCCACUUUCUCCAUUAUACAUCUUGUUAAACCUCAAAAUCAACAAGGAUUCAUCAGUUUGGAUUGUGGAUUACCUUCUAACGAGCCUCCUUAUAACGAACAGUUCACCAAUUUAACAUACAUAUCUGAUGCCAAUUUCAUCCACGGAGGAAAAACUGGUUAUAUCCAAAAUAACUCAGAGACCGCCUUUGUAUCGAAGCCAAACAGGGUUUUGAGAUAUUUUCCUGAUGGAAUAAGAAACUGCUAUAGUCUAAGUGUCACACAGGACACAAAGUAUCUCAUCAGAACCGUGUUUGUAUACGGCAACUACGACGGUCUUAGUAGUCCCCCACGCUUUGACCUUUAUCUUGGUCCUAAUAUUUGGACAUCUUUAGAUCUUAGAAAUUCGGGUAUGGCCGCGACUGAGGAGAUCAUUUACAUCACAAGAUCUAAUGGUUUAAAUAUAUGUGUUGUUAAGACAGGGACAAGUACACCAUUUAUAUCAGUCAUAGAAUUAAGACCAUUGCCAUAUGAUACUUAUACUACUCGAACUGGUUCCUUGAAGACUAUAGGGCACUUCUACUUCAACAAAACAGACAGAAUUAUAAGUUACCCCAAGGAUGUAUAUGAUCGUAUUUGGAUUCCAUAUUUUCCACUAGAAUGGACUCAGAUAAACACAACACUGAAUGUAAGUACCGUUUCUAAAGGCUAUUACCCACCAAGAGAUAUAAUUACGACCGCGGCCAUACCCACUAAUGCCAGUGAGCCUUUCACCUUCACCUGGAAGUUGGAAACCUCUGACAAUGAAACGUAUGCUUACCUUUACUUCGCCGAGAUCCAACAACUGCUGGCCAAUGAAACUAGGGAGUUCAAAAUUUUGGGGAAUGGUAAAGUUGAUUACGAUUCCUAUAGUCCUAUGAACUUUGAAGCAGAAACUUUGUUCAACUCUGCAUCGGUCAAAUGCGAGGGAGCUGUAUGUCGUCUACAGCUGAUCAAAACUCCCAAGUCGACUAAACCACCCUUAAUGAAUGCCAUAGAGAUUUUCAGCGUCAUACAUUUUCCACAGUCAGAGACAAGUACAGAUGAUGUCAUGGCCAUCAAAAGCAUCCAAACUACUUAUAAUUUGAGUAGAAUCAGCUGGCAGGGCGAUCCAUGUGUCCCAAAGCAAUAUUCUUGGAUUGGUUUAAGCUGCAACAUUGUCGAUACUUCCACACCACCAAGAAUUAUAGCAUUAGAUUUGUCUAAAAGUGGAUUAAGUGGAAUUAUACCCCCAAGCAUACAAAAUCUAAGCCAGCUUCAAGAACUGGAUUUAUCGAAUAACAACUUCACUGGAGAAGUGCCUGAGUUUCUAGCCAAUUUGAAAUUAUUGUUGGUCAUAAACUUAAGAGGAAACAAUCUCAGAGGUUCUGUUCCUCAAUCCCUUCUUGAUAGAAAAAAGGAUGGACUAAAGCUAUCUGUUGAUGCAAAUAUCAAGCAAUGUGGUUCAUGCAAAUCAAGAACCCGGGUGGUGGUGAUUGUUGUGUCUGUUUCUUGUGUGGCCAUUAUCAUAAUCGUGUUGGUUCUCAUCUUCUUUUUCAGAAAGAGAAAGAAAUCAACUUGCAAAGUUAUGCGUCCAUCCUUAGAAAUGAAACACAGAAAAUGUACUUAUUCAGAAGUCAAAGAAAUGACUAAUAACUUUCAAGUUGUUCUUGGUAAGGGAGGCUUUGGUGUUGUUUGUCAUGGUUAUCUAAAUAGUGAACAAGUAGCAGUCAAAGUUCUUUCUCAAUCAUCAACUCAAGGCUAUAAGGAAUUCAAAACAGAGGUUGAACUACUUCUAAGAGUCCACCACGUCAACUUAGUAAGCCUCGUUGGAUACUGUGAUGAAGGAAAUAAUUUGGCUCUCAUAUACGAAUACAUGGAAAAUGGAAACUUAAAGGAACAUCUCUCAGGAAAACGUAGAGGCUCUGUUUUGAAUUGGUCGAGUAGACUUAAAAUAGCCAUCGAAUCUGCGUUAGGAAUUGAAUAUUUGCAUAUUGGAUGUAAGCCGCCAAUGGUCCAUAGAGAUGUGAAAAGUACCAAUAUAUUGUUAAGUGAAACUUAUGAAGCUAAACUUGCCGACUUCGGACUUUCAAGAUCUUUUCUAGUGGGGAGUAACACUCAUGUAUCAACAAAUGUUGCUGGCACUAUUGGCUAUCUUGAUCCCGAAUACUACCAAAAGAAUUGGUUAACAGAGAAGAGUGAUGUUUAUAGCUUUGGGAUAGUGUUACUGGAGAUUAUCACUGGCCAACCUGUGAUUGAAAAAUCACGUGAGAAGUCUUACAUAGUAGAAUGGGCCAAGUCAAUGCUCGCAAAUGGUGAUAUUGAUAGUAUCAUGGAUCCGAAUCUCCAUCGAGGAUAUGACACAAGUUCAUCUUGGAAAGCUCUUGAAUUAGCAAUGUCAUGCAUUAACCCUUCUUCCACAGAGAGACCAAACAUGACAAGGGUUGCCCAUGAACUCAAUGAGUGUUUGGAGAUAUAUGAGAGCUUAAGCAAAAAGAGCCAAGAUGCAAAUUCAACCAAUUCCAUGAGACAUGGCAUAAGUUUCAUCAGUGAUACUCCUUCAGCUCGUUAA